CCCCGCGGAGCCGGAAGAGACAGGCGGCGGGCGCUGUCCGGAGCACAACGACCGCGUGGUCGAACUCUUCUGCCGCCGCUGCCGCCGCUGCGUGUGCGCGCUAUGCCCAGUGCUGGGCGUGCACCGCGGCCACCCGGUGGGACUGGCGUUGGAGGAGGCAGCGCAAGUGCAGAAAUUCACCCAAGAAUGUUUGAAACAGUUGGCAACCAAGAAGCAGCAGCAAGCUGACAACGUCACUCAGAUAGAAGAUGCAGCGGAGAAGCUCAAGAUUUAUGCAGAGUCAAGUAAAAGCUGGCUGGCGGGGAAGUUCACGGAACUCAGAUUACUCCUUGAUGAAGAGGAAGUGCUGGCCAAGAAAUUCAUCGAUAAAAAUGUGCAGCUCACCCUUCAAGUGUACAGAGAGCAGGCCGAGGCGUACCAGGAGCAAAUCCGUGUCAUAAACACUCUCUCCAGCAGGGUCUGCAGUAUCAGCCAGGAGUCCAACCCUGUGCAGAAGCUGCAGGCAUACACAGCCACCGAGCAGGAGUUGCAGCAGCAGAUGAGCCUCGGGGAGCUGUGCCAGCCUGUGCCCGUCUCCUUCGAGCCCGUCAAGAGCUUCUUCAAGGGCCUCAUGGAAGCCCUGCAGAGCACCUUACAGAAGCCACUGGACAUUCGCCUCAAGGAAAACGUGACCUGCCAGCUCUUGGGCUCCUCCCACACCAAGCCCGGUACCUUUUUGAAAACAAGCCCCUCACCAGAGCGAUGGCUCUUCUUAAAAUACGCGCGCACGCCCACGCUGGACCCGGACACGAUGCACGCUCGCCUGCGCCUCUCCCCAGACCUCCUCACGGUACGCUGCGCCCUGCUGGGCCGCCUGGGGCCGACGCCCGCGCUGCGCUUCGACGCGCUCUGGCAGGUGCUGAGUCGCGACUGCUUCGCCGCCGGCCGCCACUACUGGGAAGUGGACGUGCAGGAGGCGGGGGCCGGCUGGGGCCCCGACGCCUCCCUGCGGCGCCGCGGGGACUCGGCCGCAGCCCGCCUGGGCUGCAAUCUCCAGUCCUGGUGCCUGAAGCGCUACGACCUCGAGUACUGGGCCUUCCACGACGGCCAGCGCUGCCGCCUGCGGCCCCGCGACGAUCCCUAUCGUCUUGGCGUCUUCCUGGACUACGAGGCCGGUGUGCUCGCCUUCUACGACGUGACCGGAGGCAUGAGCCACCUGCACACCUUCCGCGCCACCUUCCACGAGCCGCUGUACCCCGCACUGCGGCUCUGGGAAGGGGCAAUCAGCAUCCACCGGCUGCCCUAGGGGCUGAGACCUAGUGACCGCUGAGUGGGCGGGCUGCAGCUGCCCUGGUCUCACUGCCUACCCUCCCAUCCCCUCUCCUUCCCCAGCCCUCCCUGCAGUCACACGCAGGACUUGGAACGGUUCCCCUCCUAGGCUAGUUUCAAACCUAAGUCCCAAACACAAGUCGACCUCACCACCACCACUGUCACUUAAUCUAGGUUCUUAAGGGUGACACACCCACAGGUGAGUCCGAGCAUUCUGACCUUGUCACUGUCCUCAGCCUCAUAAGGCACGUACAACCACCCGGCACGCAGUCAGCACACAGUAACUACUUGUGAAUGGAAGAGAGUCACCCUGCCCUCGCUCUGCCAUCCCUAAAGGCCUCCCCACUCCAGCUUGGUCUCUCUGGCC
Tupaia belangeri chinensis (Chinese tree shrew) is the source of this 1675-nucleotide messenger RNA. RefSeq names its product tripartite motif containing 14 (gene TRIM14). Lineage: Eukaryota; Metazoa; Chordata; Mammalia; Scandentia; Tupaiidae. Gene Ontology annotation, biological process: innate immune response. Gene Ontology annotation, molecular function: protein binding; zinc ion binding. The record is from RefSeq and is a predicted model, not a curated record.